Pogona vitticeps (central bearded dragon) is the source of this 2895-nucleotide messenger RNA. Lineage: Eukaryota; Metazoa; Chordata; Lepidosauria; Squamata; Agamidae. The record is from RefSeq and is a predicted model, not a curated record.
AUGAAGGAGUCCAAGGGAGCUUCAGAUGAGGCAAUUCUUGGGCACUUUGUAUCCAUUACAGUUGGUGAUUAUGCUCUCAAGACCUUUGAGAAAUACCCAGAUUCUUCUGCAGUAAAUGGUUGUGUAAUUCCAAAGAACUAUCAGCACAUCCUGGCCUCUGCUUUUACCAUCCGCCAGAUCAACCAGAAUGCUCAAAUUUUGCCCAAUAUCACAUUGGGUUACAAGAUUUAUGACAAUUCUUUUAAUCCCUGGAGAAGCUGCUGGACCACCCUGGAUCUUCUCUUCCUGGGCAAAGGGCAACCCCUCAAUUACAACUGUGGUAGGAAAGGGAAAGUUCUGGCCGCCAUUGGUGGGCUCACUUCUGAAAACUCCAGGCAGAUGGCCAACAUCUUCAGUAUCUACAAUAUACCUCAGGGCAGAGUUAAUGACACCAUGAUGGUUCCUUCAAGCAGAAAAUUGAGCGGUUUUGUGAAAUUUCAUUGCAGUGUAAUUCCAAAGAACUAUCAGCACAUCCUGGCCUCUGUUUUUGCCAUCCGCCAGAUCAACGAGAAUGCUCAAUUUUUAUCCAAUAUCACAUCGGGUUACAAGAUUUAUGACAAUUCUUUUAAUCCCUGGAGAACCUGCUUGACCACUACGGAUCUUCUCUUCAUGAGCAGAGGGCAUCCCCUCAAUUACAAUUGUGGCAGAAAGGAGAAGGUUCUGGCCGCCAUUGGUGGGCUCACUUCAGAAAACUCCAGGCAGAUGGCCACAAUCUUCAGUAUAUACAAUAUUCCUCAGCUCAGCUAUGGCUCCAUCAGUCCUGCUUUACGUGACAAGAGUCGGUUCCAUUCUUUGUACCGGAUGGUCCCCAACGAAGAUGCUCAGUAUGAUGGGAUUAUUCAGCUCUUGAAGUACUUUGGAUGGAACUGGAUUGGUGCUGUCAUUUCCGAGGAUGACAGUGGAGAAUCCUUCCUUCAGACCUUGAGACCAAGGCUUGUACAGAAUCAUAUUUGCAUUGCUUGGACAGAGAUGAUCCCAAUAAUGACAGUGUUCUUGCCAGAAAACGUAAGGUGGGAGAGGAUGCGAUCAAUCUAUCAGACUCUUUCUCUGAGUGAAAUUAACGUGAUUCUUGUGUAUGGAGACAGGCAGUCUCUGGAGGGGUUACGAUUAGUUUUAGACAUCUUUGAAUUUGGGAAAAUGCAGCCUCAAAGGAGGGUGUGGGUGACCACGGCUCAGUGGGAUUUCACAGCUUUACCUGCUGGGAUAAAACUGACCACAAAAUCUUUCCAUGGAUCCUUGUCCUUCAAACUCCACACAAACGUGGUGCCAGGUUUUGAGAACUUUCUGGAGAAUAUGAAUCCAUAUCAGGAUCAGAUUUAUUUCAUCCAUCAGUUUUGGUGUACUGCAUUUCUCUGUUCAUUGCCACUUUAUAACCUCACUUUUCCAAAUCAAAAGACUUGUAGUGGGAGGGAGAAGCUGAGGAGCCUUCCUGGAAGUGUGUUUGAAAUGGGCAUGUCUGGCCAGAGCUACAGUACCUACAAUGCUGUUUAUGCUAUAGCUCAUGCGCUCCAUGCAGCCUUUUCAACAAGAGCUACGCAGCAGCGGAAGGGGCCAGGAGAGAAAUGGAGCCUCCAGCACAUUCAGCCAUGGCAGCUUCACUCAUUUUUAAGAAACGUUCGGUUUAACAAUAGUGCUGGGGAAGAAAUAUUUUUUAAUGAGAAAGGAGAUUUGGAAGCAGGAUAUGAUAUCAUCAAUUUUGUCGGGUUCCCCAACGAAUCCUUCCAGACAAUCCGGGUUGGAAGUGUGAACCCUGCGGCUCCUGUGGGCCAGAGAUUCGUGUUGAAUGGAAGUGCCAUCAAGUGGAAUGAGAAGUUUAAUGAGAGUCCACCCAAGUCCACCUGUGUGGAGAGAUGCCACCCUGGAGAGAGCAUGUCUGUCCAACUGGGGAAGCAGGUGUGCUGCUAUGAUUGUGUUGCAUGCCCUAACGGGAGGAUUUCGCUCCAGAUGGAUGCAAAAGAUUGCCAGGAGUGCCCCGAGGACCAGUAUCCAAACAAGAAUCAAGAAAGUUGUAUUCCCAAAGCCCUAAGCUACCUCUCUUAUGAGGAAUCCUUGGGCUCAGUACUGACUUGCUUGGCCCUCUUCCUUUCUAUCACCACCAUCAUGGUGAUGGGGACUUUCAUUCAGUACCGACACACUCCCAUGGUCAAAGCCAACAACUGGAGCAUCACCUGUGCCCUCCUCUCCUCUCUCCUCCUCUGUUUCCUCUGUUCCUUCUUCUUCAUUGGACAGCCUGGAACACUCACCUGCCUUCUGAGACAAAUGGUGUUUGGCAUCGUCUUCUGUGUAUCUGUUGCUUGUGUCUUAGCCAAAACCAUCACUGUGAUAGUAGCCUUCAUGGCCACAAAACCUGGACUUGGGAUGAGGAGAUGGGUUGGGAAGCGGCUGGCAGGGUCAGUUAUCACAGUGUCUUCUCUUAUUCAGGCUGGUAUCUGUGUGGCCUGGUUGAUUACUUCUCCCCCCUUCCCAGAGUUUGACAUGCAUUCUGAGACUGACAAAAUCUUAGUUCAAUGUAAUGAAGGUUCAGAUCUCAUGUUCUAUCUUGUCCUGGGGUACAUGGGGCUGUUAGCCAUCAUAAGUUUCACAGUGGCUUUCUUUGCCCGCAAGUUGCCAGAUACUUUUAAUGAAGCCCAAUUAAUCACUUUCAGCAUGUUGAUGUUUUGCAGUGUUUGGGUGUCUUUUCUGCCAGCCUACCUGAGUACUAAAGGGAAAUACAUGGUAGCUGUGGAGGUCUUCUCUAUCUUGGCUUCCAGUGGUGGCUUGCUGGGUUGUAUCUUCCUUCCCAAAUGUUAUAUUGUUAUUCUCAGGCCUGACCUGAACAAGAAGGAAAUAGUAGGGAAAAAGAUGAGAUACAGGUGA